Rhizopus microsporus ATCC 52813 is the source of this 1183-nucleotide messenger RNA. RefSeq lists its product as uncharacterized. The transcript is spliced from 6 exons. The annotation marks the transcript as partial. Lineage: Eukaryota; Fungi; Mucoromycota; Mucoromycetes; Mucorales; Rhizopodaceae. The record is from RefSeq and is a predicted model, not a curated record.
UUCUUUUUUUCAAACAUGAGUGAUUUUGAUAUUCUUAACUUGAGCAACAAAAAAUCCUUUGUAGCUUCUUUAAAUAAACGCAGAAUCUUUGGAUUGGACGACUCUGAUUCUUCAAGCGAAGAAGACAAUGACAACUCGCAUAAACGAAAGAAAACUAUUAAACAUGUACACGAAGAUCCAGAUAAACAAUCUAAAGAAGUUAAACAACCUAUACCCGACAUACUAAUUGAAGAUUCCAGUGAGAAAUUGGAUUUGCAUGUACAGGCAACACAAUCACCGCAAAAAGAAACAUUAGAGAGAAAGCAAUCAAACGCAGAAUCGACAUUACAAACAGUUGCAGAAUCAUCGUUAGCAUCAAAUAAGGACACAGUUCUUUUAUUAUCUUCCGAUGAAGAUCAAGAGGACGAGCAAGAGGACGAACAAGCAGCUACCGAAGAAUCAGACAUAUCCCUUCUAGAUGACGGCAUUGAAGAUCUCGAUCCUGAUUUAGCAGCUUUUCUGACAGAGUCAACUGCAACGUCUAUUAAUCAACCAGAAAAGAUAACCAUCAAACUGCAAUAUGUUAUACCAAAACAGCAAUUGGUCAAUGAAGCUUUUGAAAGAAUUGCUGAAAAGCUACAAAAGCCUAUGAAAGUUAUUGUGAUGAAUAACGAACAGUUUGAUAGAAUAUUGACUAUCUUUUGUAAUCAUAAAAAGUUAAAAAAGGACGAUAUUGUGCUGGUGUAUAAAGAAGGCAAGGUGUUUCUAAGAGGCACGCCGGCUGGUGUGGGAAUGACAGGAUCAGAAACUCAUAUGAUGUAUGUGUAUACAAUCAAGGCAUGGGAAGAGAAACUAGAGAGAGAUGAAAAGGAAAGGAUAGAGAAACUAAAGCUGAGUCAGGCAGAGCCAAAGGAAGAGGAAACAACAGAAACAAAUGAGGAAGACAACGCAUUGUUUAUAAAAUUAAGGGGCAACGAUAAAAAAGAAAUCCGUGUACGAGUCAAACCAACGACUCGACUAUCUGCUGUCGUUGAAAUGUACAAGAAGAUUACUAAAGUAACAGGAAAUGUUCAGUUGUACUUUGAAGGUGAAUCACUGGAUCUCAAUACGACCAUUGACGAUACCGAGUUGGAAGAUGAAGAUCUAUUGGACGUUGGCAUAAAAAAUGAAUAAAUAAGAAUUUAAGCACAAAAUAUGUUUAUAG